Suillus fuscotomentosus is the source of this 725-nucleotide messenger RNA. RefSeq names its product caffeine-induced death protein 2-domain-containing protein. Gene Ontology annotation, cellular component: mitochondrial intermembrane space; mitochondrion. The record is from RefSeq and is a predicted model, not a curated record. Bases 27 to 593 code for a protein of 188 amino acids. The transcript is spliced from 5 exons. NCBI's taxonomy places the organism in Eukaryota, Fungi, Basidiomycota, Agaricomycetes, Boletales, Suillaceae.
UUUCGGCUUACCAGCACGUGAACGACAUGCCUUCAAAACAACCACCAACGUUAGGUAGUUUAGCUCUUCAGGCGACACCGCACUUGGUUCAUGUCUCCCCAUCAACAUGUCACAACCUCAGCAUGUUCAAAGACCUUCUCAAAGAAUAUCGUAGACUGGAUGAUACGAUUACUAUGCGGCUAAAUCGCUCAAAUGCACAGUUUCGUGAUCGUGAUCGUGCAGGGACAAGCGGCAAAGGCAAUAUUCAGGACCAAGCUUGCGCCUACGUAUGGAAGGAACUGGUCGAAAACUGGAAACGGCGUACAGAAAUGAUAAAUUAUUGCGUCGAUGUCGUCGAUCAGUCCAUGGAGGAGAAGCGAAAGUCAUUGACAAGCGAAGAGGGCGAUGUCAGGGCUCAAAGAAAGACGCAAGCAGCCAUGUUUGCGGAUGAGGUGAAGAGAAAUCAAGUUCACAAUGAAUUAGCCAUCGAGAAGAUCGUGCGCCAGCGAUCACUUGACGCGUUUCGAUCAAGGUGUCAAUAUUUUUCGCCUCCUUUAACGGAUUCCGAGGCGCGGAAGUGGUGGGAUGCUGUUCACAUCCAAGAAUCGCCGUAGGCGAUGCUAGAAGUCUAAGUUACUCAAUACUAUGAGUUGCUUAUAUAAUCAUGGUAAUGAUGCAAUAGCGGAAGCACUUUAGAACAGCUUAUAUAAUUAUGGUGAUGAUGCCACCACAAGUUCCAGCCAACU